This is a messenger RNA of Geodia barretti, 333 nucleotides long. Lineage: Eukaryota; Metazoa; Porifera; Demospongiae; Tetractinellida; Geodiidae. The record is from the annotation of a GenBank genome assembly.
AUGAAGUUUGGAAUCUUCAUGGCGCCGUUCCACUGGAAAGGCGAGAACCCAACGUUAUCCCUUGAACGCGACCUUGAGAUUAUCCAGUGGCUCGAUCAGCUAGGCUACGAUGAAGCCUGGAUAGGCGAGCAUCACAGCGCGGGCUGGGAGAUUAUCGCCUCGCCGGAAGUGUUCAUCGCGACUGCCGCGGAGCGCACGCGAAAUAUCAAGCUCGGAACGGGUGUCAUCAGCCUGCCAUACCAUCAUCCGAUGAUGGUCGCCAACCGCAUGGUGCUGCUCGACCACCUGACGCGCGGGCGUGUGAUGCUCGUGUGGGUCCCGGCGCGCUCGUAA